Acaulospora colombiana is the source of this 579-nucleotide messenger RNA. Lineage: Eukaryota; Fungi; Glomeromycota; Glomeromycetes; Diversisporales; Acaulosporaceae. The record is from the annotation of a GenBank genome assembly.
CAAUCACUGCGUGGAGGGGUUGUUUCGAAUUCAGACCCUUCCGCUUUUAAUUCGAACAUAUUUGAUCCAAAAUGUCUCAACAUUCUCAAGGAACGACUUGGAAAGAUGUAUAAUAAAGAAGUGGAGUUUCAAUUAGUUCGACAACAUUAUCCUUUUCUCAAUGCCAAAAUUUUAGCUCAGUAUAUAGCUUCAAAUACUUCACGUUAUAGAAUUAGACAGAUUCGUCGCACAUUAUUUAAAAAGAUUCCAUUGAUCGGUCGUAGCAUAGGAGAAACCAAGAAAGUUAGCAAAGGCAACUUGCUAAAUGAUCUCAAUGCAGCUUCGCCCACGAAAUGGAUUCAAUUAUCGCGUAUUGGAAAUCGAUUCUUGCCUAUUCAUUUAUCAGGACUUAGAAUGAGAAUUUCUGGUAGGAUGAGCCACAGGAAGGGAGCGGCUAGAACUAACGUGGCCACUAGCUCCUUGGGAAGAUUUAGGUUUAACACAAUGAAAAAUACCAUGAUAGACUUUGCGAAGGUGGAAAGAAAAAAUCAAAAUGGUGCAUAUUGUGUUAAAGUUUGGCUUACUUCUUCUGUGGUCUGA